Hevea brasiliensis (rubber tree) is the source of this 546-nucleotide messenger RNA. RefSeq lists its product as uncharacterized. Gene Ontology annotation, molecular function: nucleic acid binding; zinc ion binding. The record is from RefSeq and is a predicted model, not a curated record. Bases 1 to 546 code for a protein of 181 amino acids. Lineage: Eukaryota; Viridiplantae; Streptophyta; Magnoliopsida; Malpighiales; Euphorbiaceae. The transcript has 3 exons.
AUGGGUUGCAGUAGUGCUAGGAUGGUGUUGUUGGCAAGAAAUCAGCUUAAGGGAGUUGCUCGUGAGUGGUAUCUCUCUAAGAAGAAUGGGAGACUCGAAGCUCCUUUACGACUACCUAAAUGUGAGGAGGUGGUUGAUCAGGCUAGACAGAUGGAGAUGUAUGAUGAUGAACAUUGGGCUCAUGAGCAGCGCAAGCGGGUUAAGAAAGAUGGUCAGGGUAAUCAGUUUAACAGAGGACAGAGUCAUCAGGGUUCUUAUCAGGGGAAUGCUCGGUAUAGUCAAAUUAGCACUGGGUCUAUUUCCACUCCUUGUCAGCAUUGUGGUAAGCUACAUAAGGACACUUGUUAUUGGGUCACUAGAGCAUGCUUUGGUUGUGGACAGCUGGGACACUGCAGACAGGACUGUUCUACUAGUGGGACAACUCAGGGUGCUGGUCAGGCAGCACAUUUUGUUCCCUCUCAGGUUCAGCCAGUCUCACAGUAUAGUGGUGGAAUUCAGGGUUCUGAUGGUCGUGGUCAGGGUGGUAGAGGAUCUACUCAAACUUAG